This is a messenger RNA of Schizophyllum commune H4-8, 597 nucleotides long. Its product is annotated as Thioesterase/thiol ester dehydrase-isomerase. Gene Ontology annotation, molecular function: fatty acyl-CoA hydrolase activity. The record is from RefSeq and is a predicted model, not a curated record. The transcript has 5 exons. Bases 1 to 597 code for a protein of 198 amino acids. NCBI's taxonomy places the organism in Eukaryota, Fungi, Basidiomycota, Agaricomycetes, Agaricales, Schizophyllaceae.
AUGUCCGUCGAGACCCACUACCCUCGCACCGUCAGAAAUAAGCCCUCUCGUCGUGCAUGGGUAGAGCCCGCUGCGCUCCCCGACUACGGCGACGUUACCCUUAUACGAGGGAACGCGCCAGACUAUGUCAAGCAGCUCAUGUGCAAUACCUUCUACGGCUACGGAGUUGGCGAAGGCGACGCCUUUGGAUCGACUGUGGGGCACUCCGUCAUGUUCAAGGAGAUCAGUAUCGACCGUCAACUGGAGAAGCAGGGCCGCUUCGAAGCCGUCACAAUAGCAGAGCUACUGGUUACAAAACAUAUGCUUAACGGCGCUGGCAUGCUGCACGGCGGUUGCAUAGCCUACCUCAUAGACAACACGCCUCUCGUCGUCUUGGGACUCGUGUCGAACGUCAACGGCGUCGGUGUCACCCAAGGCAUGAAUAUCAUGUUUCACGCGCCUGCGCCAGUAGGCACACGCCUCCGCAUCGUCAGCACUUCUGUGUCGCUGGGCGGCCGUGUGAUGACAGCCCGAUGUGAGAUCGUUGACCGGGAUACGGGAAGGACUGUGGCGUCCGCCUUCAUCAAUAAGAUGCAGCCUGUCAGCUCGAGGCUGUAG